Portunus trituberculatus (swimming crab) is the source of this 1679-nucleotide messenger RNA. RefSeq names its product rho family-interacting cell polarization regulator 1-like. Bases 175 to 1350 code for a protein of 391 amino acids. The record is from RefSeq and is a predicted model, not a curated record. The transcript is spliced from 5 exons. Lineage: Eukaryota; Metazoa; Arthropoda; Malacostraca; Decapoda; Portunidae.
AGGCAAUUGCGGUAAGGUUAUGAGACGUGGAGAAAAAAAUAGAAAGGAAAACAGUAAAAAAGAAAAGGAAAAGAGUGUGCUAAGAGUGGCUGAAAGUGAUGAUAAAGAAAAUACAUUAAGACUGCGAUAGGUAAUGAAAAGAGGAAUUCUGAAGUGAAGAGGAAAAAAAGAAUUAUGGCGAAUCGAGGUGUUAAGAUGCGCGGCCCCGUGCUGGCGGCGGUGACGGUGCUGCCCCUCUUGCUCCUCCUGGCCGUAACCCAAGGUGUGGUGGUGGGCCCCGAGCCACCCACCCACGCCCCAGUCUCAAACAACGUGAACUGCAGCGAGAGCCUCAAGUUGCUGCCUGUGCUGCGUCUCGUCACUCCCGCCUCCACCACCACCGCCUCCACCGCUUCUCAGCCCCUGACCUCAGACACCCUCGCCCUGCCUGUACCUACGACUACCACCCACACACUCUACUCACAACCCCACGGCACUCCCGCCUCCAUAACAACACCCGCCUCACCCACUACAGCACCCUCAAAACCCACACUACGGCCGAAGCAAUACACGAGCUUCAACGGGAAACUAAAGGCGACAAAAGCACCACAAACAAAACACCAUCCCGAGAAACACGACACCCACACACUUGAUAAAACAGUGAAUAAGCUGAAGUUAGAGCCAUACUUCGCAGAAAUUUUCUCUUCCUCCUCUUCUUCCUCCUCCUCCACAUCAACUCCUGCACCGUCAGCUCACAUUACUAUUCCCCUACCUGACUCCCCACCACGUACCUCCACUUCUCCUCCUCCUUCCCCAACGCUGCCUCUCCCCACUAUUCCUCCUGCCGCCUCCGCCACCACGCCCAUGUCACUACACACACUGCAGCAGCUUGGGGAGAGAAUGAGGCAGCUGGUAGCCAAGCGUUUACCUCUCGCCAUCACAGCAGGCUGGGCUAAGGAGUUCCAGAGGCCGUACCUGGAGCGGAUACGAGCAGUGAAUCACGAAAUAGUGGACAAGGUGCUGCAGGUAAACUACGAGGAGCACGACGAGAAUUCCACCACCUUCGACACCAAUUCCACCAAUACCAACGCCUGCUACCUGCCGGAGAAGCGCCUGGCUCCUCUGUUCCACCAGCAGACACUCCUCCUCCUCCUCCUAAAGACACUACCACAGUCCCUGGAGGAGGUGGAGGAGGCCACGUGGAAUCCAGAGAUCACCGACUACAUCUUCAGACCAGAGAAGCGGGCUGUCUUCGACGUGUAUAGCUGCAGGCAGUGUUACGCCUUUGACGCCAGCGGGGUGUGUCGUGAGGUGUUCUUCUGUAAGAAUGGCGAAGAUAUGUUCUCAAGUCGUCGUCGCAACUAUGGAUGACCUACCAUGCCCUGGCCACCCUCCUCCUGUGUAAGGGCGGUGGUGGUGGUGUGCUGAGGGUGGAAGGUACAGAAAUGGUAAACAGUGCAGGACGUGUGGAUUCUAAAGUCCUCUGUUCUCCUUGAUUGUAAUCUUAACAUGUGAUACGAGUAUAUUAAUACAAUUUGUAGUUUCACUUUAAAUAUAUUUAAAUUAUUUGAUUGUAUGAACACACACACACACCGCGUAGUGUAGUGGUUAGCACGCUCGACUCACAAUCGAGAGGGCCGGGUUCGAGUCCCGGUAAGCGGCGAGGCAAAUGGGUAAGCCUCUUUAUGUGUGGCCCCUGU